Arabidopsis thaliana (thale cress) is the source of this 848-nucleotide messenger RNA. RefSeq lists its product as uncharacterized. The coding region runs from base 170 to 415 and encodes 81 amino acids. Lineage: Eukaryota; Viridiplantae; Streptophyta; Magnoliopsida; Brassicales; Brassicaceae. The transcript has a single exon. The record is from RefSeq and is marked reviewed.
UUUAUCUUAACCACAAAUUUCAAUCAAAACAUUACAUAUUUUCUUCUGCAUCGCCACAUCGUCUAAAAAAAAUCCCCAAAUUCGUUUCUCUUCGAUUCAAAAUCUCUCCGCAAAAAAUCCCCAAACACGAUCUCAACCUUGUGAGAUUUCCAAUCGAAAUCGAGAAGCCAUGGAUAACAGCAGCAGCAUCAAUUCCACCGCUUCCACGGCCUCAAAUCUGAGCACGGCUUCUCUGGAAAAGCUAGAUCAAGCGGCGAGCUGGGUCAGCACCACCGUUAUUUCCGCCUUCUUCGCCUCCCUCGAGCGUUGCUCAUGCGUUAACCUAUCUACCUCCGAUGAUGACGAUGAAGGCGAAGAAUCUCACAACCGUCCCCUUGCUCUCUCCGCCGCUCCUCACCCAGACGACAUCGUUUAGAUUCCCUUCGUUCGGUAAAUCCUUCUUCGGUUUCGCCUUCUUUUUAUUUUUGGUGAUCUAGAAAUUGUAUCAACUUUUGAUUGUACAUGCCAGAUUUGGUGUUUCUUCAAAUGUUUAUGUGUAAACCUGACUAUUAUUACCUGCGUUUGAUUCGAUAUGGUUUGUGAUUUGUGAAGUUUAUUUAUAUAUAUAUGCUUGAUUUUGGGAUUUUGAUUUUUACAUAGUUAGUCUGUUGAAAGAUUCAACUGCGUUGAUGAAUGUGAUUCUGGGAAUAUCUUGUGUGUGAUUCAUCUUUAGAGAAGUUUGCUUCUGUAUCUUUCAUAAUCAUUGGUCUCUUGUGGUUGUUGGUGAUGUACUGAUGUUUAACACAUGAUCUGGCUUCAUUUUGGAUACAAAGAUAACAAGUUUGCUUUGUAGGUAGAUUGGUUCAGAU